AUGAAAAAGAAACACUGCAAAUGUAAAAGAAAAGUUAUUAUAGUUAGUUGUAAUGAUACGAGAGAGAAGAUACGUUUAACAAAAACUGUGAGGAAAAGUACUAAAAAGGUAACAUUAGAAGUUAAGCAUAACACUAAAAUAACAAUUGUAAAAGAAAAUUCUGAAAAAUACCCAAUAUUUAAGGCUCGAUCAAAUGAAAGGAUAGUGCCUUGUUGUUUGAGGCCAGGUUGUAAAAGCGGGUUUGAAUAUAAGGAAGCAAGCAAACAACACAAGCAAAAACGAAGAAAUCAUACUCCUGAAGUAUACAAAAAAGAAACACACAAAGUAAGUUACACAACAAUAUCAUCAGGAAAAAAAUAUUUGAAUAAUGAAUCCAAUAGUAAUUUACAUUAUGAAAAUAUUAGUUCAGAUUCACUUAGCUCUUACUUUGACGAAGAACUUGAAACUCUGAUAAAAUCAACUAGGAAGAGAAUGAGGGAUUCGGAUGAAGAGUGGAAAUUGAUGCCAAGGCACCAAAAACCCUAUACUAGUACUCCACUGAGCAAAAGAAAUAAAAAAAUAUCACAAUCAUUAGAAAAUGUUAAUUCACCUUUUAAUUCACUUAAUACUUUAGUUCUCGAAGCUGAUGACAAAGAAUGUAUGUGGGGGCAUGAUAUCAAUUUUUCUCCAAUAAUGAGCCCAGAAAACUUACCAAAACAAGAGCCAUAUGAAGAAGAACUAAAGUUGGAUCCAUUAUUUUUAAGCCAAGAACUUUAUAAUAUAGAUGAAAUUAAAAAAGAAUAUUAUGAAAAGAGUAACAUAGACAAAGCUAUAAUAAAGUUGGAAAAUAAUGAUAACAAUAUGGACCUACCUAAAGUUGAUAUCAGUAAUUUUGCCAUUAAGCAGGAAUUUUAU
Brenthis ino (lesser marbled fritillary) is the source of this 894-nucleotide messenger RNA. The record is from the annotation of a GenBank genome assembly. NCBI's taxonomy places the organism in Eukaryota, Metazoa, Arthropoda, Insecta, Lepidoptera, Nymphalidae.